AUGUUAACUUCGUUUAUGCUUUAUUAUAUUGAAGAUUAUGAAGCAGUCUCUGCUUACUUAACUAAGCCUGAAGAUUAUAAACCAGAACCUAAUUACUCAGAUAGGUCAGUCUAUUUACUAGUCUAUUCAGAUAGACAUAAAGAAUGUGAAGCAACACCUACUUGUCAGGAUGAACCCAAAGUUGGUAAAGCUAAUAACAGACGUACAAG
Dentiscutata erythropus is the source of this 209-nucleotide messenger RNA. Lineage: Eukaryota; Fungi; Glomeromycota; Glomeromycetes; Diversisporales; Gigasporaceae. The record is from the annotation of a GenBank genome assembly.